Messenger RNA from Diceros bicornis minor, 3442 nucleotides. RefSeq names its product pleckstrin homology and FYVE domain containing 2 (gene PLEKHF2). Lineage: Eukaryota; Metazoa; Chordata; Mammalia; Perissodactyla; Rhinocerotidae. The record is from RefSeq and is a predicted model, not a curated record. Bases 870 to 1619 code for a protein of 249 amino acids. Gene Ontology annotation, molecular function: phosphatidylinositol binding; metal ion binding. The transcript is spliced from 6 exons.
GCGGCCGUUGUGGGGUUCGACUGGAGGGGCGGGGGAGUCACCUGCGAGCGGCUGCGCCGGCCGGCCGCCCGUCCGUCCUUCGCGUCUGGAUCUGGCCGGCUGCGCGCGGUCGCGGCCGCGCACACCCUGGGAGGCCGGGGCGGGGAGCCGGCAGAGUCCGCGCCCGGCGCCUGGGACGAGGAGCAGUCGGACUUUCGCCGCCGCCCGCGCCUGGCCGGUACGUUACUGAAGAGACUCAUUAAAGAAAGAUUUAGACACGAACGUUGACUGAGGGACUUAAAGGUGUGUGUUGUUUUCUUAACAAUAAGGUGAAGUGAUCUUGACAUUGCGAAAUUUUUUUCCGCUCCCUUCGGAUCCUUGAAGCGCUGGAGAGGUGAAGAGUAUUAAGUUACUUAUUUGGAAAGCACAUAGAAUCGCCUCAAAAAGUAAAACUGAUAUACUGACCAAGGCAUCGAAAAAGGUUCAACUUGAGUUACCCCAGUAAAUGAAUGUAUAUUACUAUUUUUAAGUAAAGACAUCUUCGCUUUAAAAUUCUGUUAAAUGAACUGAAAGGACUCUUAACCACAAAUAAGGUCAACUCUAAAACAUGUUUUGGAGAAUUUCUCUUCUUAAUCUACAGGAAUUGGUUCGCUUCUCCCAUGGCAUCUCCAUACAUAUUACGUUGACCUGCCGUGGCACCCCCUUGACAGCAGACGUUGCAUGGGGUCUGAUUUGCCUCUCCCUCCCCAGUGUGCAGAGAACAUAGCAGAUGCUCAGGAAAGGUUUGAAUGGAUGAGUACACAUAUGCUCCUUGAACCUCCAGAUCUGUUGGGGAUUAGCAGAUACACAAAUCUUCAUAAAACAUAAUAGAACGCUAUUAGCAAAAAAAGAUGGUGGAUCGCUUGGCAAACAGUGAAGCAAAUACUAGACGUAUAAAUAUAGUAGAACACUGUUUUGGAGCAGCUGGUCAACCCUUAACUAUACCUGGACGGGUUCUUAUUGGAGAAGGAGUAUUGACUAAGUUGUGCAGAAAAAAGCCCAAAGCAAGGCAGUUUUUCUUAUUUAAUGAUAUUCUUGUGUAUGGCAAUAUUGUCAUCCAGAAGAAAAAAUAUAACAAACAACAUAUUAUUCCCCUGGAAAAUGUCACUAUUGAUUCCAUCAAAGAUGAGGGAGACUUGAGGAAUGGAUGGCUUAUCAAGACACCAACUAAAUCAUUUGCAGUUUAUGCUGCUACUGCCACCGAGAAAUCAGAAUGGAUGAAUCACAUAAAUAAAUGUGUUACUGAUUUACUCUCCAAAAGUGGGAAAACACCCAGUAAUGAACAUGCUGCUGUCUGGGUUCCUGACUCUGAGGCAACUGUAUGUAUGCGUUGUCAGAAAGCAAAAUUCACACCUGUUAAUCGUCGUCACCAUUGCCGCAAAUGUGGUUUUGUUGUCUGUGGGCCCUGCUCCGAAAAGAGAUUUCUUCUUCCCAGCCAGUCCUCUAAGCCUGUGCGGAUUUGUGACUUCUGCUAUGACCUGCUUUCUAGUGGGGACAUGGCCUCAUGCCAGCCUACUAGAUCAGACUCUUACAGUCAGCCACUGAAGUCUCCUUUAAAUGAUGUAUCUGAUGAUGAUGAUGAUGAUGAUAGCAGUGACUAAGGAAAUAUUUUGAAAUAUUUAAUUGGGUGCGACUAUCUAAAAAAUCAGCUUUGAGGGGAAUGUAAAAUUCUGAGCGCUCUCACUUUUGCUCUAGCCAUGAAUUUGCCUGAGAAACUUUUAACCUAUGUGCCUCAAUAUAUUCUAUAGAAAAUAGGUCCUGUCAUCGUCCCCCUCCCCACCAACUCCCCACUCUUCUACAGGGAUAGACUAUUGAAAAUAUAUCAGAUAAAUAUUUUGUUUCUUAUUCUUGUUUAAUUCUAGAUUAUUUUCUUGGAAGUUUGGGGAAAGAUGUUUAUUUAACAGAUCAUGUACUACAUUGUUGUUUAUUAUAUGUUCUGUUACGUGGAAAAACUGAGAGCAAAGAAUGAUGGAAAAAGGAGUGUAAUGUGGUUAGUUAAUAAUAUUGUUAGCUUUUUUUUAAACCUUCCUAUCUAAUGGUUAAGACACCAGUAACAAAAAUAUAUGCUUUGGAAAUCCUUUGUUUGGCUUUUUCGUAUACCAAAUGGUGCCUUAUCACAGUAGCACUGUUACAUGAAAUAAGCCCCGACUUGCUCACUUUUCAUUUUGUUUUAAAAAUACACUGGUGCUCUUUGAGGUGAUAAAAUGAGUGUUGGUGAAUGGAUGUAAUUGGAAAAUACUUCUCAUCCAAUAGCUACCAAGUACUAAAUUUAGAGGUUCUUCAUUCUAUAUGAAUAUUUUCCAUAUAAAAUAGUUGUGAUUAUAUUUUGUUUUAUACGUACCAAAUUAUAAUUUGUCAAUACAUAUUUUAAAUAGGUUGUCAUUAUUAGGAAUUUGGUUUGAAAUUUAUCAAAUAUAGAAUGGUCAUAUUGCAUUAAUUUCUACUUUUAGUAAGACAUUUGUAGAUAAAAAUUCAUCUGAUUUAAUAAUAUUUCUAAAAUGAAAAAUCUUAUAAAACCUUUGAAAUUAAAUAAUCUCUUAAAACAAAAAAAUCCCAUAAUAGAGCACAGAUCUACUUAGGCUGAAUAUUUGGAAGAAAUAAUGUGUAAGAAAGGUCAAGACAGACCAGUUAAGUUUGACUAGACUUCAUACCUGUAGAAGUGUUAUCUAUUUCAGUGUGAAACUAUCUUGAAUUUACAAAUAUAGUGUUAUAUUUUAUAAAGUUUUGUAAAGUCCCAAACAAUAUUUCUAUUUUUAUAAAACAAUUGUAUGUUUAAUCUGUUUCUGAAAUCAUUUUACAAUCUAUGGAAAUAGAGUAGCAAUUGAUCUUUCUAAAUUGUGAUCUUUAUUGAGUCAGUGUAGAUUGCUUAUGAGAAGUGGCAGUUUUUCACUCUUCGCUUCUGAGGCAGCCAUUAGGUUGAAGGUAUAUUUAUGAUAUAAAACGUGAUGCAUUUUGCACAACUCUCCAUUUGUAUGCUGCAAAUAACUACAGUCUUUCAAAUAUGAAAAAUCAGUCUAAAGUUUGUUUUAAAUAUUAAAUUCUUUUGUUUUUAAAUAUUUAAAUCUGAACAUAUUGCAAAUGUCAUAAGAGUUGAUUCAGUAACUUGUGCUGGAGGGUUCUUUGGUUUGGUUAAGGCGUUAACUUUACUGUUAAAUUGUGAAAGCUCCUGAGAUAUAUAGAUCUCCCUGUAGGAAAUGUGAAAGAAAGGCACAGCAGGUUUUUUGUUUGUUUUAAUAUCAGAUGGACAUUUCUUUCUAAGCAAUAUAUACAUAUAAUCAAUCAACAUAUCUGAAAAGGACCAUGAAACCUGAGAAGUGCUAAUGGAGACUUCCUGGUACAUGGGAACCACGGGGAUGUUCUGAGAUAUUUGCAUUGUCAACCUCUAUUGACUCUGUUUUUACAAUAAAAAAUAUUUUACAACUCA